Messenger RNA from Oncorhynchus kisutch (coho salmon), 1997 nucleotides. It is a transcript of the gene nipsnap3a, whose product is annotated as nipsnap homolog 3A (C. elegans). The transcript has 6 exons. NCBI's taxonomy places the organism in Eukaryota, Metazoa, Chordata, Actinopteri, Salmoniformes, Salmonidae. The record is from RefSeq and is a predicted model, not a curated record. Bases 174 to 932 code for a protein of 252 amino acids. Gene Ontology annotation, cellular component: mitochondrion.
AAAGGCAGGCGAUGGAGUUUAGGUCCAAAAGAAACCCAUAUAAAUUCAUUAUUUUGUACAGAUUUGGUAUGAGAGUGAAACGUCUCGCUCCGCCAUCCUCUCUGACUGAACUCGCAAGGUGGUCUUGGUUACUUUUUGUGACACUAGUGUUAUUAUAAAAACUUUCAAGCGAAAUGUUUACAGUAAGAAAUUCAUUUCGCAGAUCGUCAAGGCUUAUAGAAAAUAUUUGUUUGAAAAAUGGUGACGUGGCUCUAGACUGUAUUUCCACUGGCCCCCAGCAGCAACAAGGGACCUUCUAUGAAUUCCGUACCUACAGAAUCCUUCCAGAGAAGAACGCUGCCUUCCUCAAGCUGACCAAUGAGAAGAUCCACCUGCGUACUGCUCACUCCGAGCUCCUGGGCUACUGGAGUGUAGAGUACGGAGGCUUGAACCAGGUCUUCCACAUCUGGAAGUAUGACAGCUAUGCUCAGCGGGCAGGUGUGCGCGCAUCCUUGGCUCAGGACCCCAAAUGGAUUGAGGAGUACAUCUCCAAGGCCAUGCCCAUGCUCAUGUCUCAGGACAACGAGGUCACGUAUUUGGUACCCUGGAGCAAGGUGGACAGGCCACCCAAGGAAGGUGGGGUAUAUGAGUUGGCAUCGUUCCAGAUGAGGCCAGGAGGCCCAGCAGUGUGGGGGGAGGCCUUCCAGGCUGCAGUCAGUACCCAUGCUGCCGGGGGGCAUGCCCACCUGGUAGGGGUCUUUCACAGUGAGUUUGGACGGCUCAACAAAGUCAAUGCCUUGUGGUGGUAUGAGAGUCCGGACCAACGGGCAGCAGUACGCCACAAAGCCCAUGGUGAUGCCAGGGUGGUGGCAGCCGUGAGGGAGAGUGUGACCUAUCUGGAGUCGCAGACGAGCAAACUCAUGUUCCCCUGCCCCUACUCUCCCCUCAAGUGAUCUCACACUGAAACCCAGGAUUAAAGGGACUAAACCUCAACUGGAUCUAAUAUGCGUCUUACACUGUUUAUAGACCUAAGUAGAGGUUAUAAAAUGCUACUGAGAUUUCUUAAAUCAAUCAACCGAUGGUGAUCAUAUCAUCUAAAUGUGAUGACAGUUGCACUCAAACAAUGUAUUAAUUGUAAUUAUGAAUGUUAUACUGAUAUCAAUAUAUAAGUCACUCAGAACCAAGUAUAAUUAGGACCUUGGCUAUAACAAUGUUUAUUUCAUUCUACUGAGGGCUGUUCAGUCUUAACAAUAGAUGGCUCUUGUGAAAUGCAUUUAUAUGUUGUAAAGAACUGCUAAAUAUGAAAUGCCUCUGUCCUGAAUCAAACAGUUCUGUUAGUAAUGGAUUAGAUGUAUAUGAUAUAUAUUACAUUUAGACGCGUGCAUACGUUUUGCAUAUGGGUGGUCCUGGGAAUCGAACCCACUACUCUGGCGUUACAAGUGCCAUUCAUACUAUAUUAAUAGGUAUAGAUAAUUGUGCCUUAUUCAUCGUGUACAUACCACAUGAAUACUUGUCUGGACUAGAAUGCGCUUUUCUGUAACCUUUGUCAAUAAGAAGGUUAUGUGAAAAUGUAUGACCAAUAAAUACAUAUUUCAAAAUGAAAUAUUCUGCUAAAAUGUGGUUUUGGACAGGAUUAAGUUUACGGCCAUGUUGACACAAGAUUAAGAGAAUGGAAAACACUUGCCAGGACUGACGAUUUGCUGGGUUUUAUUGUGUAAAUAAGUAUUGUACAGGGCGAGUAACAGACAUUCCCACAGCCUUUCUCAAUACAUUAAAAACAAACAGCUAUUAAAUAAAUAAUUUUCUUGGUAGGAUUCUUUCUUUUUGAUCAAAACAAACAAUUGUAUACAGUCUGUGGAAAUUCCAGUGCAAAAACAAUAUUCCAAUUAACACCAGAAAUAAAGUGCUUGGAAUGUUGAACUGCCCUCAUUUCAGGCAAAGCUUUGUUUCAAAAUACUGAGUCAUUUCACCCGAAUGACCACUAAAUGAAUUUCACAAUAAAAUGGCACUUGACUGCA